AUGGCCGAAAAUGCCUCAAAAGAACCACGCAACACAGCUAAGAGUCCGUACUACUGGGAUAUGAUGCGGUUACUCGACAAUGCCCGCAAAGAAGGCGAAUUGACAGAUGUUACUCUGUGAGUGGAAGGAAAAACAUUCCCCGCUCACCGAUGUGUUUUGGCAGCCAGUAGCCAAUUUUUUCAAGGUUUAUUUACCAACGAUAUGAAAGAAAAAUCGGCGUCAAUCGUAAAUAUCAAAGGAAUUUUCGGCGAUGAAGGAGUUCUCGUCUUACCUUUACACAGGAGAGGUUCAAAUGAGCGAGGCGAAUGUCGAUGAUCUGAUCGCGUCCGAGAACUACUUACUACUUCUUCGUCUAAAAAAACAUCGCUUGCAAGUUUAAGGAGCGGCAUAUGUCGACCACAAGUUGCGUUGCUACCUUUUUAUAUGCUGAGGAAUACGAUUGCAAGGAAUUGAAAACAUACGCUGGCGAAUUAAUCAAGCAGAACUUCGCGACGGUCGGCAAGUCCAAGGAAUUCGUGCAAAUUUCCUGUCAUCAUAUAAAGGAUCUUAUUUCAGGCGACGUCUUAGUAAUUGGAACCGAAGAAGAAGUCUUCGAAAUCGUUCUAGAAUGGAUCGCGCAAAAUCAAGACGAGAAGGAGCAACAUUUUGCGGAGUUCGACUGAGCAGCAUAUCCGAUCAAUAUUUGUACACAAAGCUUAUGUGCCAUGAACUAGUGCAGGCAAAUGGCGAGUGUAAGGAAAUAUUAAUGGACGAAAUUCGCUGGCGUGCCUUGUACUCUGGCCAACAGAUCUCCCAACAAAAACCAAGAACUUGUCUUCAGACUCAUGAAGAUGCAAUCAUCACAUGCGGUGGCCUGUCGCCAGAUGAACGUAUUCGCAACUUGGCUGUGUGUUAUGUUCCGGCUACGAAAACCUGGUACGAGUUGGCACCCAUGCUUAACAGACGGUUUCGCCAUGGUUUGGCUUCCUGCCGGGGAUAUGUUUAUGCCAUCGGUGGUAAAGGAGAAGACUCGGUCUACAACAGCGUAGAACGAUAUGACCCGCGUACAAACUCAUGGGGCUUUGUAGCACCACUGCCUCAGAGAGUGACAUUAAUGGGUGCAGUUACCUUACAAGGGCUGCUGUACGUCACUGGCGGGAUUGCGUUCAGCAGCGAGCACGGUGGUUGACGUUGUGACACUGCACAGAGGUACAACCCCUCGACAAACUCUUGGACUAUUGUUGCACCUCUAAAGAGACGCAAGUCCUCUGUUUGUCUCGUGUCAGACACUCACUAUUUGUACUGCAUUGGUGGCUUGGCCGACGAUGGUUUCCUCUCUGAUGUGGAUCGUUAUGAUCCAAAGUUGAACGUAUGGACACAAAUGGCUCUGAUAGGCGAACAGCGCGGGUGCGCUUGUGGAGUAUGCCUUGAAAAAAAGAUUUACCUCUUUGGAGGUACUGUUGACCCAUUUUCUUUAAAUGCCCUCGUAAGUUGCGAGGUUUAUGAUAUUACUCUGAACGAAUGGCAAUCAAUCGCUCCCUUACAAGUUCCCAGAUUUCACGGAAGUGCAGUCCUUUUACGAGAUCAAGUAUACUUAUUUGGCGGAACCGGAAGUCAAAGUGUCGAUCGGCAGAAUUCUCGUAUGGUGGAGUGUUACGAUAUCAAGUCAAAUACCUGGCUCGAUGCUCAUUCUAUGCCAUAUAAUGAGACAUACUUCAGAGGAUGCCCAGUAAGCAUGUUUAAAGAUCUACUACAGUCUGUGAACAAAGUUACAACUCUUCCCCAAAGUAGUUAGGUAUGUUGAGUCCGUAUGACAGUUACCCUUGCGGGUUUUAAUGCGAACUUCUACCAGCCAUAACUUUUAAAAGCCAUCGCAGCCCGCCUGCUAACGUAAACUCAGGAAAGGUUGUUUUCACGGGAAAAAGUUCUUUCUAAAUAAAUGGAAAGCUUUCCCUCGAAAAGUAUUUUCAUUUCAAUUAUGAGAUGAAAACAUUUGUAUUUGUGAACUGUCACUCAAUUUGGCAAAUCUGUUUACGUUUUAAUCGAAUUGAGAGGGCUUGUCUAACGUAUUAGUUAAAAGGAACAGGAUCUCAUUUAUUUCCAAGAGUUUGUUUUAGUAUAGAAGGAGUAAGUCUCUAAAGCGUUAGCCCUUCGUCAAAACAAAUGACUUUGUUCUUGAAAUAAAAACCGUGAUCAUUGGAAGGUCUGCUAGUUUGUUUACAAUUAUGAUCGAGAAGAUGUGGAAAUGGUUUAAAAUCGCAAGCAGAAUGUAUCAUAAAUUUAUAUAUAAGACCAGUUACCUUAAAACCAUCUGGAGGUUCUCGCUGAACGUAAACAAAUUCUCGAGAUAAAUUCACGAGUGUAAAGAAUGCUUGAAAUCACCUUUUGACUUAACAAUCAAACAUUUACAUUCAUGACUGAGAUCUUCCUUGAGUCACGCGACUGGAAAAAGAUCACGCAAUUUUCAUUUUUUUAUUGUUAAUAAUAAAACUGUUAGAGUUAACCAUUUCUGAUUAAAAUAAACUUGUUUGACUAUCAGUGAGAUAUCUUUCCGUCGUAAUCAAACCCUGAAACUGCUAUCGUUUCUUCGGUUUGAUUGCAAAUUUAAUAACAACAUAUCAUUCAAGAAAGGUACACUGAUUGCGGAAUAUUAAGAUGUCUAUGUUACGGGUCGUUUAAUGCGAAUGACAAUAUUGAAAUAAUUUGUUUACACAGCAGUUUAAAAACUCUUAACUAACGACUAAAAUUUAUACGAAAUUUGAUUAUUUCUUACCUAAAGAUAAGUUCAGAGAUACAAUAUCCAAAAGAACUUGACAAACAUCUAAGAAUUGUAACGCCACUACCUCUACAGUCUCAUAAGACACAACGUUUACACUAUUCCAAAAAUCAAACAAUAGUUGCUUAAAGAAACAUUUACAUAAGCUAAUCAGAGCUAAACAGUCCAACCAAUCUGCGCCGUCUUCCGUUUCGUGCGACUGUCAAUCCUAUCACGUGAAAAAGAGAGAGAGAGAUGAAAUUAAAACAGUAUAUUUUCGUAUCUUUCAAAAUAUAUUCAGGCAUACAAGUGGAAAUGAGGUCUACAUUCCCACCAGAAAAUGAGGGAUGCUCUAAAAAUCGAGAUAAUACGUUGGCAAACAAAUAUUUUUGAUUCCUAGAUAUGAAUUAAUAAAAAUUCGUCGGCAAAGUUGUACAUAAAGAAUCUCUCAGCUCUACCAAGUCACUUGUACGGUACACUAGUUCAGUACACACGUUUGUAACACAACCUUGUUACACAACAUAAAGAAACACGGAAGAAAGUUCCAUUAUGGUUUUUCCUUUUAUUUUAAGGUUUUUUAAUUCAUUUCCAACUUCAGAGGCAACCAUUACUAGAUUUUUUACCGCGCACCAAAGUGUACUGGGGAAACACUGUCUGAUUGCUUUUUAUCACCGAGUAUCAAUUAAAAGUUUUCAAGCAAAUCAUUCAUCUUUCAGAGCUGAGCGUGUGUGUUGCGUUUAUAAAAGGCAAACUAGAAUGACAAGAAAGAAUCCCUGGACCAUGGAUUAUCGCUCAAAGUUAUUUUCGCUCACUCACCGAAAAUUUGUUUUCAACUAGCCCAUUCUUUCGUCAUGCUCUUGUGGGACUUUGCGUGUCCUAAUCGCUUGAUUCCCACAUCUUGACAAUAACACGAACACCAGGAGUACUGUAAUGGCACCAACGGCAGCGGACACAGCACACAAACAUAUAUCUUUGGAUGGAAACAUCUCUGCUUUAGCCUCUGUGCUGUGAAUUUUGCCAAUUCAGAGGUAUGUAGCAGAUGGCGGAUCAUAUUUCAAUGUAGCUAAGGUGCGCUAGCUGGAUGCCCUAACCCCUUAUAAAUAUUCAUUAUUUGCAGAAUAUUUGGACGUCACGCCUUUUUGGUUUAACAUUUUUUUUCGCUCUUUUCUCGGUCAAAGUUUACAGUGGGCCUCUUUUGUUGUUGGACUUUUGAAAAUUGUGACCAGAACCUUCCAAAAGACAAUUUCAUAUAAAUAUAUCGCCUACUUAAACGUAGUUCACACUGAAAUGUUGAAUGUGUUUAACAUGUGUAUUUCGUGACCGGUUGUCACGAAAUACUCGCCCCGUCUUCUUACUGAAUACAAACACGCGAAUGCAAAGACUUAUAUAUCACAUUUUUACGACGUACAUAUGCAAAUAUAUUCAUGCCCCUCUGAAAUGUGAAAUAUAUGCAAAGUGAGGCUAUUUCUGUAGUGUUUUUAUCUCAAAAAGUCGCAACAAACCAGUAUUAACAGAUCUUUACGAGCCCAACCAGGAGGAUCUAGAUUAUCCUGAGCUUUUACGCAAGUGUUCAGAAAUUGAGAUAAACAUCUCCGACAAAUAAAUUGAAAUAGUCGAGCAGGACACAAGGACUCCAGCAAAGGGGCCAGGAUUUUUUAGAUAUAGAUAUAGGAACUGCGGUCUUUUAAAUGUCACGCCAAAUUACCCAAUCUUGACUUUCAUUAAACGCCUUCAAGCAGAGUUUGAAUAAAGGGGCUUGAAUUCAACAGCUCCUCAAACAAAUAACAAGUCGUUUCUAAAAGCCCGAGGUUUGUAGCCUUUGGUUAUAUGACGUCUUUAUAUACCAUAUAGCGCCGUCGUGGAAGAAGUUUGUAGUCUCCAGUUAUGUUAAGUUAAAUCGUAUUACGUGUCCCGACCUCAAGGCCUAGAGGCUGUCUUAUCUAGUGGUUCGUCGCAUUAAAACACAGGUUUGAGUGAGGAUGAGAAGGAGUCAGUCAGGAGAUUCCACUUCCGCUUCUUUUCGGAGAUCUUGUGUUUUUUAUUUACUAAAUUUCCUUGUACCGGAUGAACUUAACAGGAUUGCGAUGAUCUGUUAAUACAAGUCAGGAAAAUCAAAUUCUUUGUUCUACAUUUGCCUGCGCUGUAUUGAAGUCCAAACACUAAUCAAACACAACUUCUACUUUUCGCUCCAUAAUUAACUGUGUACUUUGAAAAAAAAAACAUGACAUGAAACAAGCAAUCUUCCCUCUCCUUAGUUAAUUAACGGAUUACACAAGAGAAACCUGCCAACUUUUUUCUCGGAAAUCACAUAAAUAAAGAGACACAGAAAAGGCAAAAGAAUCAACUGAUCUGUCAGUUAAAUGGGGCUGGUCAGCAAUUUAUGCCAAAGGAUCAUGUUGUGUUACUUCAUUCGUGUCAUUAAAUCUAAUCCCCUUUUAACAGAAAGCCCCAAGCAUCUACGGAACAAAAAUACUAUUCAAUAACGAUAAAUAUAUUCCCGAAAAACGGCCUCAAAAAAGCAGCAACAAUAAUAAUUUAUUCUAAAAACUAGAUUCUUGUGAAGCUAUGGAUUUCUAAACCUAAUGUUUUUGAGGGGUAAGCCUAAAAGGCAAUGAGGCUUCGAAAGGAAUUUCACUUCCUUAAUUAAUAUUCAGUCUAAGGAAUGUAUAGUCGCAUUCACAGCCGUUUUCCGGUCACAUCACGUGAUGUGGUUUCGACUGAAAUGCCUCGGUAAGCUCUUUACUCGCUUGCUCUACGCGGCGUAGCUGGGCGCUGAUUACAAAACAGCGGCAAUUGAACUUUCGGGUAUUUAUUGUCAAGGACAAGUAGUGCGUUAAAAUUGAGCAAACUAAAGUCUACUCCGAAUACAACUUGCAAAAGUUGUAUUUAAAGCAGGUACAUCACUCACUGGUUUUAUCAGACAUUCGGGUAACACUGAGCUCAUCGCGAUUAUUUUAUCUAAAUGGUCGAAAGAGCACACUCCGGUAUAAUUGGAAGAAUUAAUUGAUUUCUUCAUUUCUUUUUUCUUUUUUUUUUCCUUAGUGUUUUCAAGUCUUUUCUCUCCCAUCCACUCCAACAGUUUAAAAACAAGCACAGUUAGAACGCCGCCGAUGAAACCAAACAAAGCACUCAAAAUAACACCUCCGGAGAAAACAUCUCUGAAAGUCUGUGGUUGAUAGGCAAUAAUGAAAUAUUCUAUGGACACCGCUGGAAGUCUUCAGCUUACGAAAUUGGGAAGCUGUUCCAGUCCUUGCCGUCUCUGCCUUUUAAUAGCGAGAUCUACGAAAAACUAACUUGCUAAGUUCGCUUUCGACAAGUUUUUGAAAAUGACGUACUUCUGCCGCCCUGUUUGGGUUACAAUAAGACAACCUGAAAGUUUCCUGUAUCCUGAGGAUUACGAGCGAGGGUUGUCACACGACCAACAAUACGGCAACAGAAACAUCGCACUUGUGAAACAGGCUUUACUCACGCAGAACAUUUGAAUAUUGUAAUUUUGAAUAUGAGCGAAUACGGUGAAAUUUUGAAAAUAUAAUAAUUAAUCUUCAACCUUUGAGUGUAAUCGUUGAAAUAAGGGAAGUGAGGAGUCCACCAACUUUAUUAACGGUGUCCCAUCAAAAUUGAAACCGACGGUUGUGUAUCGUCGUCUGUGACAAACAACCCGAGGAUUUUACUUAUUGCCUGGGAGGGGGGAAGUGGGCAGAUUUUGUUUGUGUUGCGAUGAAAUUUCCUUAAUCCCCCCAUAAGGCUGUGUAAUAUCCUUAUUUCCCCCCACCCCCUAGUCAAAUUUCUUUAGCCCCCCCCCCCCCUUGUGCUGAUCCCUCUCCGCUUUCACUGAAAACCAUGUGAACGAACGAGAACCAUAUGGACUGGACAAAGACUGUGAUUAAGUCACUGACAAAAUGUGACGUUGCAAACUGCAAUAAUAAACAAUUUUCAUUUAUGGAAAGAAUGACUGAAAAAGACGUGAUAAUUUUAUGACUGACAAGUUUUCUAUACUUACUUUAUUGUUUGCUUUGUAUUUGCUUUCUUGAUUCUACAGCUUUAUGAGAAACAUUGUUUACACGAUUUAAAAAUAUUUACAUAUCAUUGAGUCAUAUAUUUAGAAUGUCCUGUUAAAACAGAGUGCGCAAUACAGAAUAACACAAUUCAGCCAUCAAAAAUUCUGGUCGUUCUUCUGUUGUAAGUCCAUGAUCGAAUCGUAAAUUCCUGUAAACAAAAAUUUCCAUAAGUGUCUUUUGACGGCGUAACUAAUCAAAACAUGGAUGAAACUAAGCUGUCCCGUCUGAAUCCAACUGGAAAUGAUAGCUAAAUCCCAACUAACUAAUCAUGCAAUACAUGGCGUAACUGAUCAAUGCAUGAACAAAAUUAAGCUGUUCCGUGGGAACCCAACUUUAAGAUUUAGAUAUGUGUUUGACCUUUAUCUCUCAGGACCUCAUGCGUGACUCGUUUUCACAAAAUUUCGAUUUUUUUCAUUGGUUUAGUGAAUAGAUUUUCAAAAGGUAUCUCAUAAUCAGGAAACAGUGAAACAUGUUCAGAGACGAAUGGUUUUUGAUUCCAGGGCUUUGAAACAAUAUUCACAUCUUGAGGGAUCACACUUAACUCUACACGUCCCCGCGCCGCAAAAGUUUGGCCAGCAAAAUGACUAACUAGUCGACAAAACUCUUAUUUGAUUGACGUCAGGAGGUUCAGGACAGUGUGCACCAUGGUAGCUUAGUCACACACUAGAAUGCGGCAAUUUAUCAUUUUUUUUCUUCCGUUUCGUCUCUACAAAGCGCCUCCACUCACCUGGAUAUAAAGUAAAUAUCGUCUUCUAUCGCUGUCUUUCAUCAUGUUCCACUGGCACCUGGGGCCUCCUUGUCGCUUCAUUCUGAGGCGAAUUGCAAAAUUUUACCACCAGAAAUGAUACUAUGCCGCCGAUAGCAGCGGACAAAACAUACACCCAAAUAUCUUGAGACACACACAUCUGUUCACCUUCAUGUAUCGCAGUUCAUUUUCACUUGAUACAUGCUAUUUGUUUGGAUUAUCUUGAUACGCGCUAUUUGUUUGGAGCUGUUUUCUUGAUUGGUUGAUUCUAACUUGAUUGGCUUCCGGGAAAAAGACGAACGUUGAAACACUGUUGUUGGAUCUUGAUGGUCUGCAAUUGGCCGGUUCUAACUUCCGGUUAUUGGAAGCGUGAUUGCCUAUUAACCACAAACUUUGAGAGAUGUUUUCUCCGGAUGAAUUAUUUGUGAGUACUUUAUUUGGUUUCAUCGGCGGCGUUCUAACUGUGCUUGUUUUUAAACUGUUGGAGUGGAUGGGAGAGAAAAGACUUGAAACACAGAGAAAAAAAAGCAGCCCCACAAAAAUGACGAGAGGUCCUCAUGAAAAGGUGAGCACUUAUGUUUAAACUGAGAAAAUGAAGAAAUCAAUUAAUUCUUCCAAUUAUACCGGAGUGUUCUCUUUCGACCAUUUAGUUAAAAUAAUCGCGAUGGGCUCAGUGUUAUCCAAAUGUCUGAUAAAACCAGUGAGUGAUGAACCUGCUUUAAAUACAACUUUUGCAAGUUAUAUUCGGAGUUUACUUUAGUUUGCUCGAUUUUAACGCACUACUUGUCCUUGACAAUAAAUACGCGAAAGUUUAAUUGCCGCUGUUUUGUAAUCAGCGCCCAGCUACGCCGCGUAGAGCAAGCGAGUAAAGAGCUUACCGAGGCAUUUCAGUCGAAACCAUAUCAUGUGAGGUGACCGGAAAACGGCUGUGAAUGCGACUAUACAUUCCUUAGACUGAAUAUUAAUUAAGGAAGUGGAAUUCCUUUCGAAGCCUAAUUACCUUUAAUGACCUUGCCCCUCAAAAAACAUUAGGUUUAGAAAUCCAAAGCUCCACAAACAUCAAGUUUUUAGAAUAAAUUAUUAUUGUUGCUUCUUUUUGAGGCCGUCAUUCGGGAAUAUAUUUAUCGCUAUUAAAUAGCAUUUUUGUUCCGUAGAUGCUUGGGGCUUUCUGUUAAAAGGGGAUUAGAUUCAAUGACACGAAUGAAGUAACGCCACAUGAUCCUCUAGCAUUAAUUGCUCACAAGCCCCAUUUAACUGACAGAUCAAUUGAUUAUUUUGCCUUUUCUGUGCCUCUUUAUUUAUGUGAUUUCCGAGACACAAGUUGGCAGGUUUCUCUUGUGUAAUCCGUUUAUUAACUAAGGAGAGGGAAGAGUGCUUGUACCUUGAAAAAAAAAAACAUGACAUGAAGUUAAUGUCAUGUUUUUCUUUUCAAGGUACACAGUUAAUUAUGGAGCGAAAAGUAAAAGUUGUGUGCGAUUAGUGUUUGGACUUCAAUACAGCGCAGGCAAAUGUAGAACAAAGAAUUUCAUUUUCCUGACUUUAUUAAAAGAUCAUCACAAUCCUGUUAAGUUCAUCCGGUACAAGUAAACUUAGUAAAUAAUCCUCACUCAAACCUGUGUUUUAAUGCGACGAACCACAAGAUAAGACAGCCUCUAUGCCUUGCAUGAGGUCGGGACACGCAAUACGAUUAACUUAACAUAACUAGAGACUACAAACUUCUUCCACGAAUGCAGCCUGAAACAUAUUUAUUGUGAACGAAUCACAGCGUUAUAUGGUAUAUAAAGACGUCAUAUAACCAAAGGCUACAAACCUGGGACUUUUAGAAACGACUUGUUAUUUGUUUGAGGAACUGUUAAAUUCAAGCCCCUUUUUUUAAACUCUGCUUGAAGGCUUUUAAUGAAAGUUAAGAUUGGGUAAUGUGGCGUGACGUUUAAAAGACCGCAAUUCCUGUAUCUAUAUCUAAUUCCUGGCGAACUUUAACAAAAUCUAACUGGCACCCCCAUAAGACUCUCCGUUUGUUUUAAAUGCUUCAAUGAUAAUUAGGAUGGAAACAAUGCAUAGCAAAACUCGGCUUUCCAAACCUAUGCCAAAACUUCUACAACCACCCCAAAAAAAUUAAAAACUUUUCGAUUCGAUUUUGCCGUGUAAACCCACCAAGGCAUCAAUUAAUUCUUUUAGGGCAACCUGCUCUCUGCUUGCUUGGGUGAGGUUAUCCUUCCAGGGUGUCCAGCAACAAGAUUGUUCAGAAAAAUACGAAACUCACAAUUCAAAAUAUACGAAUUUAGGACACUCACAAUUGCAAAUAAUAGGAAAAUAAUUGAAAAAGUUGGAAAAUGGGAACUUUAUUCCCAAAACUAGGAUAACAUAGGAAACCAACACUACUUUGAAGGACAAAGAUUAGAUAUGUACACCUUUUUUUUGAAAGACGACUUGAAAUUCCACAUUAAAUUAAUCAAUGCAAAUUCCCUGGUCUUAAAAAAUACCCACUGAACUACUCCAGUUUCAAAUUAUGUGCUGUCUUUUCAAUCUUUUAACAUCAAACCAGCAGACAACACUGAGCAAACAUAACAGAUCCUCGGUGAAGUUUUAAAGCAACAUUUCACUCUAAACUUGACAUGAAACGACCAAAGUUCACUCUUAAUUGAACUUGGAAACGAUAGUUCCCCUUUAGCAUGACUUAGCGACGACACUUUACCCUUUAUUUGGCUUUCUUUCCUUUGAUGAGGAAGCAGAAACACUCGUUGACAGGGCUUUUUCUAGUGGUUUCUGAUUCUUUGUGUAACUGACUUCCUUAUAAUCCUGAUCGUCAUAGUACUUACUGCUGUAGGAACUUGGCUUUCUUGACUUUGAUGAAGAGGAAGCACAAACACUAGUUGAUAGAGCUUUUUCCAGUGGUUUCUUGUUCUUUGUGUAAUUGAUUUUCUUUUGCUCUUCUCUCACUGCCUCAAGCUUCCUCUUUGCCUUCUCUCCAUUUGAUUUCGCUCUUCCAAUCAUGAGACGCCCAUGUGUCAGGAGAACAUAACGCGGAUAAAAAGCCAUCCGUAAGGGCAAUUUUCUCUUGUUUACAAUUCCUUGGAUCGUCAAACUCCCGGGCGUCUUUAACAGCUCUUAGGCCAAAGAUGGUCCUCUCUCCAAAGAGUGGCCUUUCUUGUGUCACAACGCAGGCAUUGCGAAAGACUCCUUCCUGAUUCAGCAUUUGUCCGUGCAAGAAUAAGCUCCACUUUGGCAAUAUAUGCUCCACAUACUAUCAAGAGAUUUAAGAUUGAAUACGGAGGGCCAGCUUGAGCUUAACUGCUCAACAUCUUCAUCGACAGAAUAAGCCUACCACUCAUCUUGAAGAAUGCGGACAUCCAACUGAAGCCGCUAUGUUUUUGCCAGACUUGUAAUUGCCCUCACACCACUUGCACUUUCCUUCUUCAGGGGUUUUUAACAUGGGAGGUAAGACUGCAGAUGUGCAAUUGAUGUGCUAUAAAACGUAGGCAUGCCGCGAAGUAGAGCCUUUCGACGCUCUGACUAAGUUGGGUAGGGCCUUUAUCCCUGCAGUCAAUACUUACAAGGCCACUUUCAAACUUUUUGCAUGGGCCUCUUUCUGUAGGAAUCCAGUUACAACCCAACGUAAGAUUUUACUACACUUUGAAAAGCCUGCAGACAGUUUACUUUUUACAUAACAAACAACUUUCGAUGAGCUCUUGCAGAACAUUUUCCUUCUGCUGACUUCAACAGUCACAUGAAGUACAAUUCAUAUAACUUUUCUAGGGGCGAUAGAUGCAGUGGGAAAUCUUUGAGAAAAAAUUCGGAAACAAUACAUCUUAAGCUAGGAACAGAAGUACAAGCAACAGUAAACAAAUAAAAUAAUUGCAGCAACUUUACCUAACUUUUAGAUUCAUUUAAAACAUCAUGGUCAUGAAACAGCUUGCUUUAUGCUACAUCUACGCCUGAGACUAUAAAAUAAAUUUUCAAUUCUGUAACGCAUGUUGCUUAAUCAGCUAAAAUAUUGAGAAAAAAGUUUGUGGAGAAAGGAAUCUGUUAAUAAAAUAAGAAAAAAUAAGACCUGAGAAAUUGGACACUAAAUCCUUCUCUACUUAGCCAAAUGAUCGUAAAACAUCAGGGCUCAAAUUACUUUUACCACUCUACUCAUCUAGAAUUUGUUCAACCUAUCAGAUUGAAUGAACCACACCUACCUGUUUCUGAAAUAGUCUCUACACUGCGAUUCUAACCAACGUUAUCUAAUGUUCCUCUUUCUUACGUAAACUCGCAUUUUAUACCCUAUUCGCACCAGCAAAACAUGUUUUGUUAAACUGACUUUUACUGAAUGAAAAUCACAAAGAGAGAACUGGAAAAACUUAAUUUUGCGUAGGAUUCAAGUACUUGCUAACUUGCAUUUCCAAUGGGCUAUAUUUUAAGUAGAAAAUAUUAGGUAAAGUUGGUUCUACUAAGAAAAAAAAAUUAAAGUGUGUUUAACAAAACAACUUUAAAACAUGUUUAAGCUUUGGUGUGAAUGGGGAAUUAGAGAAAAUUGGCAGCUUAUAUCAUUUGUAAGAGAGCUCGCUUAAUUCGCUUUUCCGACGCCCUUUUCCAUCCCUGCACUGGGAAAUGACACAACAUUCGUUUUAAAGAAAGUUACUGCUGACUUGAUUGAUCAUCCAACGUAUUACAAGAAAACAAAAUUUACCACUCUGAAUUUAACCCCUCGCAGUGCUGCGUCAUUUUCUUUACAAACUUGCGCUCUCAGUACCUUAAUCAUGCUUGCCAUUAUGGGCGUGAGGAACAAGUAGAACUUUUCCAUGAAGAAGGCCGUGUCACAUUUUCGUGUUGCGGGACACUUCGUCAAAAAGAAAACAGAAAGUUUAGCUUUUUGAUAACUGAUCCCUACUUUAUUACUUACUGAGUGACAAAAAAAAAAAGGUUGUCCUCAUAUGGCUUUGGCCUGAGGUGGCCUAGUAAAGUUGCAGAGAAGAAAUACUGGAAGCAAUGUGACAGGUUUACAUUCACCAAAAAAGCACAACGGUUAACCACCAACAAGGCGUGUAAAGAGCGCUUGUCAAUUGGGUUCCGUGACUAUUGGGAAGAUAGUGUUAGUUUUUGUCAGUUGAAGUACACGAAGGCUCGUUAUCACAAGUACUUUCACUAUUCGAUUGAAAAUUGUUCGAUGGACAAACUUUGUAAGUUUAUUGUAAUAGAAUGAGAGCUCUAAAUCUCUUUAUCGUGAGAAAAGCGAAUAUAUGUUGUCCAAUGUACAGGAUUCAAUGAUUUUAUUAUUACUUGGGGAGGGGAGAGGUUUGUUCCUUUCUCUUUUCUUUCAUUGCGAUAGCACGCUUGUUUCCUGUAUUUCAUUAAGUUUUAUUUGCCACUGUUACUGAUUGUUGUUGAGCUUGCCUUUAAUUUGUAUGUCUAGGCUAUAAUAGCAACAAAGAACCUGAGUAACGCUUUGUACAUCCUAAAAUAUUCCGCUCAAUUUUCCGGUUUGUUUUUCGCAAUCUCCAUCCCCAGCCAACGUUGUUUCGUAAUAGUCUGCCCAUAAGCUCUUUUGAGUAUUUCUAUCCGACAGAACUAACACUUGAUAGUCUCCUGCUAGCUGAAGGUGGUUUGGCACGUUAUAAAUAAUGAUGUACGCACGAAACUCCUUUAAAAGGUCCUCGAAAGGAGAUUAAUAAAUACAACGAUAUUAAGACACCGAAGGCGAAACUCUUGAUAAUAGUUAACGUUACCUAGAUCUCCUGCUGGGAGAAAAGUGGAAGAUACACUUUCUACCGACAACUUGAGUAAAUGCUGCAAUCACAUUAGAAUAAACAUUGCAUCGAUCAUGUCGAUGGAAAGAAUAAAUGAAAGCUUUGGUACUGUGAUUUCCUGUAAACGCUAUCCAACCUUGGCGGGAUAUAUCAUAGUAAAUUUACAACGAAAGAGAUGGACAUCCCUCUCGACAGAUCUUACCAUUAAAAACCAUGAAAGUAUUGUAAAAUUGGUACCUGCCAUUUAGUUUACAUUUGAAUACUCUUGAAAAGUAAAAAGAAAACAGAAAAAAACGAAUCGAGCUUUUCGACAAGACAUAUGCAUGACUUGGUAAAUAGGUCUAAUACCUAUUAUACAGUUAAUGCAUCAUUUACGAUUCUGCCACACAAUGCCUCAUAAAAGAGUCUUUCAAGAAACUCUUAAAAGGAACUGAAGCACGCAACCCAUUGGAAAAGAAAACACUUAUGGUUUUCUCUGUUUUCUGAUUAUGAGUUUCAACCCAUCGUAACUCAACAAUGUCGGUCCAAAAUAGGCAGAUGGAUAUUAUUUCUAGAUUCCUCAGGGCUGCUUUAAAAACUGUUCAGACACCGCUUAAAUUUCUGUCUCCAUGUGAAAUUACGUCACCCACCCUGAAACAGUUGUUGACCACUGAGCGAUAUAGAGACAACUGGUCAGGACGGUGGCUAUGAAUGCAGUAUGAAGCGAAAGGGAAUUCUGGCCUUGGUCCCCAUGCGCCAGUUAAUGUCUUCUAUUUCUAUUGUUACGUGUAUUUUUGGCCAUUAUUCCAAAUUUCGCCUUUUAAAUGAUGCGGUGUAUUCAAUAAAUGUCGGCAUUUAAUCUCAACACAACAGGAAUCGGUUGAAGGCGUACAAUGUUCCGGUAAAUCUAUUUUCUUUGUGGUGAACCGACUACAGUAUUUUUUCCGUUGCGGUCUAUGUGAACUUUAAUUACUAAAAAUAGAAAUUUAACACUGCACGGGUCCGUGAUUUCCAUAAAAUGAGGAUUUGAAAAACAACACUUAAGAGCGUGACUGAAAAUGAAGCAAGUUCAUGGUUUCAUAAAAAGGAAAGGUAUCUCGAGAUUCGUCGAGACAGUGAAGUCUACAAGUUUAUUGGACAAACAUUCGGCUUUGUUUUCCUAAUUUUGUAACAUAAGUAUUAUUUCUUUUGUUUUCUCUUUUCAAUUCUGAGACUCCUGAAGGCAAACUUCGGUAGCUCCACAUAAAAGUCGUUGCGUUUUUUUUUUUUUUUAAAAAGGAUGGUCGUGGGUCAUGUUUGUUUUGAAGUCUAGCAUCGAUUUAGGUCUAAGAAAAAAAGCAUAUUUUACGAUGAAUGCAAACAAUAAACACAGCAAAUCAAGACACGUGUGUAUUAUCAGUCACGACAUGCCUGUCAUGUAUGAUCGAUUAGAAAUCAAAAACAAAAAACACAAUUCAGGAUCCACCAUCGCAUGUGUUUUACAUAAUGGUCGAAGAGUUUAAAAUGUCGUUGAUUUUCACAGCUGUUGACACUCAUUAACCUUGAGAAAGAUUAUAAGGAUUUCCAAAAGAAAGGUUCGGCUGUGAAAUGGCGCCGGCACAAAACUCAACCUCACUUGUUUAUUCUGUAGCUCGGAUCUAAACUUCCCUGUGAGACUAAUUCCUCUCAACGACUAAAUUGCCUGCCGUAACCGAGAGGAAAUUGUAUCACAAAAUUGAUGAGGCUGUACAAGGAAUAACGCAUAUGAACAGGUGAAAGAACCUUUAUUCAACUGGAUAUUUUGCGCAACAAAGAUCACGACACCGGCUUUUGCAGUGCAAGGCAUUAAAAAAGGAAAAACGUCAUUUCCCAACCGCAAAUCAAUCAGACACGUUGAAGUGUCAUUUGGUUGGUGUUUGACCAGGCUUAGACAGGUCCUUCACCCUUAGACAAGAGAUUAGCAAUAUAAGUAUUCUCCAACACCACUGUGCUCCCGCCGAGAUUCUGUCGUCGUAAUCAAAGAGAUGAACGAUUACACGCGAAAAAAACUCUUUUAAGUUUCUCGCACCUGUCGCUCUUCUUCCCAAAGAAAGUAUUUUGCUUCGUUUAUGUUUAUAAAAGGGAUAACAGCUUCCGUGCAUCGAUUGUGAGUAAUGGUAAGCAUCAAUAACUAAGACCUCUUUGCGGAUUUAUCUGAUCUGUAAUGGGAUUAAUACUCGUGCAUUUUGAUCUGUGUCAUCACAACAAAACCUAAGAAAGCUCACCAAAUUUCACCACUAAAACCCGGCUCAAGUAAAACAAUUGAAAACAAACCCACAAUACCAUACAAACUGGCUUUACCUUUCUCGCGUAAAGCUCUCUAUUUUUAUAUACAAUUUGUGAUUUUUUGAUCAAUGGAAAGACCCUAAAAAUUUCACAGGUCUUUGUGACCUAAGCAUUACCGGAAAUGGAAAGUCUGGCCAGAGAGAAAAAUAUCCGGAAGUAUUAAAAUUUAGUGAACGGAAAAAGACGGACAGAUGGCUGGCAGAUUGGGCAAACUUGUAUUUACACAAGCAGUUUUAGUGCGUUAAUAUCUUCAUUUGGCAUAAAACGCAAUAAAAUCUUGACCCCAGGUAAUGAGAAUUGACAGAGCUUUCAGAGCUUUAGUUGUUGCGGUCCAUGUAAUUUCUGAGGCGGAUUCCAUAUUUUGAUUUCCGAACACUACGAAUAAUUCAAUAGACUGGGCGAGCAGAUUGCUUAUUAAACCAAACUUUCUCGUUAAACUGUUGUUUUUUUAUAAAAUCAAUUUUGAGGACGAAAACUGCAGGCUCAAAGUACUUAAAUGGUUAUCACGACCUCAGGAAGAUAUUUGAGAUUGAUUUCGUUGUUAGCCCAAAACAAACAUUUCCCACAGCGACUGAAGAUACGUCGAGUGGGUACUGAAUUGACGCGGUUUCUGUUCGGAAACGCGUUCAACAUACCUUCCAAAUAGUUUACAUUCAACGAAAAUUGCGGGUUCGUCCUGAUUGAAUGUUGAACACAUCUUUCGUGACACACGAGAUAAGAUCUUAAUGAGGGCGGGGCGCACCAAUUAGUCACUUUAACGUGCCUGUCAGCACUUUCUACGGGAGCCUUGCAUGCGUAUCGAAAUAAAUAAGACGGGCACGAAAAAAGGGAUUCCAUUAAAAAACAAAGCAUUGAAAAGAAAAUAAGACUAUAACAACAGACGGGAAUCUUAAAAACUAUUAAGGUAUAGUUAAUCACCGAAUAAAAUAAAUAGCCCGUGGAAAUGAAAAGCGAUCGAUAUCUCGUUAUCUCGCGACCCUAAUCCGCUUAAGUCCAGUUUGGGAUUUACAGUACAAACCAGAGAGCUCCUUAGAGAGACAUAACGGUCUCUUUUAGAAACGACUUGUUAUUUGUUUGAGGAAUUGUUAAAUUCAAGCCCCUUAAUGAAAGUCAAGAUUGGGUAAUGUGGCGUGACAUUUAAAAGACCGCAAUUCCUGUAUCUAUAUCUUAAAAAUCCUGGCCCCUUCGCUUGAGUCCUUGUGUCCUGCUCGACUAUUUCAAUUUCUCUGUCGGAGAUGUUUAUCUCAAUUUCUGAACACUUGCGUAAAAGCUCAGAAUAAUCUAGUUCACAAAUAGUUUCCAAGUUGCCGUUACCACAUUUUGACGUCCUCUGUGAUCUAUUACUGAACAGACGCACGGCAACUUGGAAUCUAUUUGUUUUAUAUAAUAAAGAAUUAAAAUAUACGGGAAAAAAGUUUUAAUGAUGACGUCAUCUAUACGUCUGUACUCCAAUAGAUCAUAAGUGAGAACCAAUCAGAAUGCGUGCAUAACUGAGCUUAUUAUAUAAAUCCUCAUGGUUGGGCUUGUAAAGAUCUGUUAAUACUGGUUUGUUGUGACUUUUUGAGAUAAAAACACUACAGAAAUAGCCUCACUUUGCAUAUAUUUCACAUUUCAGAGGGGCAUGAAUAUAUUUACAUAUGUACGUCGUAAAAAGAAACACCCACACUGUCUGUUAAUUAGUUCAUUUUAGUCUGACCUCGCAGGUCAGUCAAAUAGGCAAUUAGUUUGGUUGGUAUUGAGCGUGUUUUACCUAAUAAAGCUUGUGGUGCGAUUUGCCUAUAACAAGACGAAUUCAGAAGAAAUGGCUUUUUUCUCUGAUCAAUUUUUGCGUGGUGUAUUGUUCUUUGCUGUUGGUGGAGUUUCCUCUGUAGCGAUUAUGUUGUCUCAGAGCUGUGCGUGUGUGUUUCGCUCAUAGAAGGUAAACUAAAAUGAUCAGAAAGAAUCCCUAGACCGUUGAUUUUUGGCCAAAAUCAGAAGCCUAUUAAAAGAUCAUUGUCAACCAUGCCUCUUGUCAUGUUUUCAUAGGAGAAGCUGUGGAGAAAAUCGUUCAUAUUUUACAUUCAACGUCUGCCAGGAGUCGCGUUGGCCUGUCACAUGGGGGUGACUACAAUGUUACCCAAUGCAUAAUGUGGUCGCAUAAAAUCCAAUAUUUUUGCAAAUAUCCAAACGAUUAUCCACACCCACAUUGUGAUUGAAGGAUUCCCCUUCAUAACAGCCGAUUCAAACAAUAAAUCGGUCUCGUUUGAGUUUUCCGCCAACACUAUUGGUUUAUUUUCAUUAUAAACUUCUCUCAUACCGCACAAGUAUUCUUUGACUGUUGCAUUUUUCAGAUUAUGAUCGAACCGCCCUUGAGAUCGGAACGUCACGUGAAUAACUUGACAACUAAACGCCGGCUGAUUGAAAAACACGAUGACUUUCGCGUAAUAACGCCAGAGUAGAAUUGUUCGUGACAUUAUAACCCUAUUAGAUCAAUAGUAAUACGAAUUAUGGGCGAAUUAUCUUUCAGCGUUGAAUUUUUUUCAAUAAUUGUGAGCCUUUCAUUCACACAUCGAUAUACUUGACUGCAAUCCAAACAAAAAAGAAGUGAGGUCAGACCUGUGCUGAUCAGGCACAAAAACAGAACACUAAAUAUAAUUGCAACUGUUUAAUUUAAAUAUUAUGCGGCCGUGGGGGAAGUAUUGAGUAGUGGUAGAGAGUUUCUAAAGCUGGAUGUUUCGAGUAUUAAUCAUUCUUCAGAGAGAAUAAAUUUGUACUAGUAUGCCUUAUAAAAGUAAAACCGUGUUUAAUAAAGAGUCAGAGAGUUUGUCUACAAUUAUGAUCGGGAACACUUUGGAACAGUUCAAAACCUAAGGAAAGAAGUAUGUAUCAUGAAUUCAUUAUUUUGUGCUGCAAAUACGAUCAGUACCUUAAAACCACCUAUAGUCGAGUGUUCUCGCUAAGCGUAAACGAAUUUUCAAGAUAAAUUCGCGAGCAUUAGCAAAGAAUCAUGACUUGGAAUCCCUUAUUUACAUUACAAUCGAACAUUAACACACACAUUCCUGCAAGUCAAGCGACUGGAAGAAUAUCACGCAAUUUUAUUUCUUGUUUCUAAAUUUAACUGUUAGACUCUGCCAUUUCUGAUUGCAUUAAACUUAUUCAACUGUUGCUGAGAUAAUCUUAGCGACGUAAUCAAACCCUGAAACUGUUAUCGUUUCUUCAGUUUUAUUUCUAACCAAAGAUCACUUCAAACAGGUACGCUGGCGGAAUAUAUCGUUUGUUUAUGUUAUGGGUCGUUCGAUCCCACUUUACCGCGUGAGUUACAGAAAUGAAUUUUGUUUUUUACAUAAUAGUUUCAAAACUCUUAAUCAACAACUCAAGUUUACGUAAAGUUUGAUUAUUUUUUUACAAAGAUUCGAGUUAAGAGAUACAACACGCAAAAGGACUUGACAAACAUCUAAAAAAAUGUAGCGCUACUUCCUCUACAGUCUCAAAAGAUCGUUCAAAGGAUUAAUUCCAAAGAUAACAACAAUUGGUAGAGUAAAAAAAUUAGAUAAAUGAGCCUAUAAAAAAAUUGGCUACAACAAAGAAAGUAAACCAUGAUCAAACAUUCUGUUUCUUCUUCCGUUGGAUACAACUUCACGUCGCAUCGGAAGUCCUAUCACGGGAUUAAGGAGAGAAAGAGAGUGAAAACAACUCUUUCUUCUCUUUCGUAAUAGAUAUGAUGCUAUAUCGUAUACAAGUGGAAACGGGGUCAUAUUCCCGCCAGGACCGAGGGCAUGAUCGGAAAAUCAAGGUAAUAAGAACAAACAUAGCUGGACCAAGAAAAUGAAUCAGGGAAAAAAAAAUCUAUUGCCUCUCUCGAGUCACUCAUGCGGUAUAAAGGUUUAGCAUACAAGUUAGUUAUCUUACCCAUGAACCACGGAGGAAAUUUCCAAGUGUUAUUUCUUUAAAUUCAAGGGGUUUUUUAGUUUAUUUCCAACUUGCAUCUACGAAUAGAAUUCACCGCGCGAACAGCGACAGGAAAAUGUCUUAGCGCAACUACUUCCAGAUUGCUUCCAACUAAUAAAUAAAAGUUCACCAACAGAUCAUACAUGUCUCAGAGCUGUGCGCGUGUAUUCUGUUCAUAAAAGGCAAAGUAGAAUCAUAACGGGAAGAAUCCCUGAACCAUGGAUUAUUGGCCAAAAUUCUUUUCGCUCACUUACCUGAAAAUUUGCUUCCAACUAACCCGUUCUUUCGUCAUGUUCUUGUGGGACUUUGUGAGUCCUGAUCACUUGAUCGCCACAUCUUGGCAAUAACACGAACACCAGGAUUACUAUAAUGGCACCCAUGGCAGCAGACACAGCACACAGCCAUACAUCCUUUGAUGGAAACAUCUCCGGUUUAAUUUCUGUGCUUUCGAUAGCCCACCACCAGAUAUGAUUAAAGGCAAAUGAGUUGGUACGGACGACCUUUCUGUCCGACACACUUUUUCCACCCCGGAGAAAAAGGCGGUACGUAACAACGCGUUUUUCUCAUUCGUUCCUCACGAUAAAUGUCAAUCAAAUAUCGUCUGAUGAGAGCAGAUACUUGAAAUAGCUUAAGCCGUUGAAUCUUAUCGGAAAUGAGUUGGUACCGACGACCUCUCUGAUCUAAGCGCUUUUCCCCCUCCCAGAGAAAGAGGCAGUACGUAACAACGCGUCUUUUCUCGUUUUUCCUCAUGAUAAAUGUCAAUCAAAUGUCGUCUGAUGAGAGCGGGUACUUUAAAUAGCUAAAGCCGUUGAACGUUAUUGGAAAGGAUUUGUUGACUAUCAGCAGGUGUAAAUUAACUCAUGGCUGUUCUCAAAUGCUAAUCCGAUUACAAUCACACACCAUGCAAGGCUUGAAAUGUGUUCAAACUGUGAAAUGUUUUUCGCUACAAGAGGCUUAUGAACACUCUCGAAAAUAAAAACCCGAAAAAUGGGUUUGUGGAGACAAAUAUGCUAACGAAAUCAUCUCAACGGCGUGCUUUAUCGAACCGCAGAUAGCACUUGAACAAUUAUGCUACCGCAUACAGAGCACGUUGUAAGAUUUUCUUUACACAGUAAGCAUUACAGUCCCAGACCCCCCACGAUAACUAACUACAGCACUUAAUUACCCUUCCGAAGGAAAAAAAUCUUCGUCUCACUCUGAAUUUUAUCUGUAACGUUAUCUUACGUUAAGUGUUGAUUUGUCAAAAACAAGGGCGAAGACUGUGAUUCCAGCGAGGUUUACCUAGAGCGGCUUCUAUAAGGCCGUUUUUAAUAAGAAGGGGAUUCCCCUUUCUCAUACUAUUAUUCAUGAUUUGCCUAACAUUUGGAUGUCACGUUACUGUGGUUUGAAAUUCGUUGUCGCUCUUUUUUCUCUGACAGAGUUUACACCGGGCAUCUUUUUCGUUGGACUUUUGAAGACUGUGACCAGGGCCCUGCUCAAAGGUAGUUUACACUGAAAUGUUACAUUGACUGAAAUGUGACAUUGUGCACGAAAUACUCGCUCCGUCUUAAAAUAAAAAAAUAAAAUCUUUUCUGCAUCGUAGAGACAACCUACAUAUACCCAUGUUUGGACCAUGUGACAUUUCACUUUCAGAGGAAAUUAUAGAAUCAAACAGAAUAUAAUGACAUUUUUAAACUAAUCAACGGCUGAGUUCACUUUUCGGGGAUUCCCACCAAGCGUUAAAACACAAUGCCAUUCCCCCAUUGCCGAGAACCAAGGGCGAAUUCUCUUUCAGCAUUGAAUUUUGUUUUUGAAUAAUUGUUAGCCUUUUAUUCACACAUCAAUCUAUGCGACUAAAAUCCUUACAAAAAAAGACUCUUAAAAGCAAACUAUUCACAUCUGCGAAAAAAGAGUACGGUCUGACCUGUCGUGACCGUCGUGACCAGGUAGAAAAAUAGGUCCGCAAUGCGUACUUGUGUGGGAUUUCAUUGACAAAGUGUUUGCAAGGGGUUUUUGAGCGGAAGCAAACCUGUCGCUCACCGUGAGUCAACUGUACUACAGGGGUGAUAUUAGGCCUGGAAUCAACAGCCUGAAUAGUAAUUUUUGUGCGGGAAUUAUUUGAACAAAUACAGAUUCACAGGAGAGAUCUGGGGAAUUAACUUAUACUUUUAUCAAGCAAUAUGCCUUUCCCUCCCUCCCUGGAAGCUUUUUGGCGUGUUUUUUAACGUUUGGUAAUCGUCUUCAACAAAUAAAUUACCUCUUGGUGGCUUAGGCUAUUUAUUUGUUUAUACGGCAAUACUGGAAAUAUUUGGAGCAGUAAAUAUUUUCGUAACAGUCAUUGAAAAAAAAUUGAAAAAAUUUCUGCUACUACUGUUUAACUCGUGGAUACACGAUAGCGUAGAAACGAGUUCUUGUGGGCGCUCUGCGAUAUGCAAAUUAGCGUGGACUCUUCGUAAUUAGUCGUAAUUAGUCGGCUUCGAACUCGAGAUCUAUCCUUCCGAAGAAGUAAGUCCAAAGUCCUGGCGCUAUUAUGAUUGCACUGAUCGUUGCGAUAUUUAUUUUCUUUACACGCCUGUUUCGACAUUUACUAUAUUGAAAUGGACUUCAAAUGUUUCAGAUUAGUGCUAUGAUCAACUUAAAAACCAAAUUUGAAGGGUCUUCGAAUCGUCCAUGCGCUAAACAUAACGAGGACCAGCGAGAAUCACGAAGACUUUGUGAGUGACAGCAAGCUGUUGACACAGAAAUUCCCACGGAAACAUGUACCCAUGACAUAAAAAAAAUGGUAAUUUGCAGCAUUAUUUCUUUCUACGCCAAUUUGGGUCUUUCCGUUGUAAUCGUUUCGUUUUGUUAUUCUUCUAUGCAAACGUGACUGUUUUGAUGGUAAGAAUGAAAGAUGAUCGCUUUCAAGAAGUCGUUGGCGAGCACGUGACUAUAAUCUGGCCGGUGUUGUUUUGAUCACUUGACGAUCUUUUUCGCUGAAAAUACAGGACGACUUCCUAUUUCAAGGAAUGCUUUUCCAAUUAAUUUCUAUCGCAUCGGUGUAAAAAAGUACAGGUAUAUGGGUGUUCUGAAAAACAAAAGGGAAAUUCAAAACUACGAGAAAUUGCGAGUAAUCGGCCUCUUCUGCUACACGCGGGUUUUUUUGGUGUAACAUAAGUUACAAGCACUUUACGCACGUGGGAAUGCUGCAAUCACGAAUUUUAGAUUACGUGAAAGUCACGCAUGUGGUUGUUUGCUCACUUCACUAAUAUGUUUGUUUGCUUGUUGUUGUUUUUUUUGGUAUCCUGGAGUAUUUCAGGAGGGGUUGCAGACUUAACUGUGGAAUAAUUGUUUAAUGCAGGGUUGUCAAUAAAGUUUGCAGUUAGAAAUUAGCCAAGAUGCUAAAGGAGCUGCCUUGAAAUUUCAAGACUGUGUGUUAUGUAGUUUAUUUUUGUCUUUUGUAAAUGGUUGUUAAACUGGACAACUCUUAGAAAGAUGACUUCAAACUUAAUUUUAAAAGGCCUGUUCUGGUACCAAAUGAAUAAGCAGCAUUUCCUUAUUAAUAGUUUUGCGAGUUUCUCAUUACAAAUUCCUCUGAAAAAAGGGAAACAACUCUUUUCAUAACUAUUUACUGCUUUCUUUUGUUGCUCUCUUAACUUAAAAACAAUGUACAUCAUGAUAAAGUAAUUUGUUAGAGGACACCGUGAAAUGAGGCCCAAACAGCUUUAUGAUCUGUGAAAUAUGUUGCUAAAACAUCUGCUUGUAUAUCAAUGUUAGAUAUAUUUGUAUAUAUAUGAUCAAUUACUGUUUUGUUGUCAGUUGUAUAAGUUGAUAUGAACUGUUUGUAAUGGUUAUCCCUCGCUAGUAAAUUAUACAAAGGUCUUCUGUCUGUUUCAACAAGCCAAUUUAUAUUAAAGUCUCCAGUAAUGUUAUUGUUGUCUGGUGAAAUGUUAUUUAAUACCUCAGUUAUUGCUUCAUAAAGUUGUCUUACAGGCACGUUUGGGGAGUGAUAUAUCCCUAUGAUUAUUCAAUCCUAAAGACUUGCUAACUUAAUUACUGUUAUUUCAACACCAUGUAUAUUGUGACAAUAGGGGUAUCCAGGUAAGUAUGGGAUUUUACUGUACACAGCUGUACCACCAUAAGACCUUGAUCCAUUGCUGGAAUUAAGGUUAUCAUUACGGAAGAGAACAUAACCAGCAAUGUCAUACAUGUCAUUAUUACCUUGAGAAUUAAAUCUUGUUUCUGUGAAAAUAUUGAUAUCAGCACUUAGAUAAAUUAAGUCUUUACGUAUAUCUUCUAUGUGUUUGUGAAGAGACCUUACAUUAAGAUAACACAGUUUAAGAAGGGAAAAUGUUAUGUCAUGGAGAGAGGAGAUGCAAAGCUUAAGUUUUGCAGUUGUUCUUAAUCUCUCCAUCUGGAUUAACAGCAAUCUUGCUUUCACGCAAAUCAGAAAUAUAUAGGCCUUCUAUAGCAGUCACUCUACUGAGUCCCACAUAAUGUAUGUGUGGUACUAAAAUCCACAACAAUUCUACUGUCAGUAUCACCUUGUGACCUGUGAAUUGUUUUUGCUGCUGCCGGACGCAGUGGAAAUUGUUUUCUAACAACUUUUGCUGUUCUGUUUCUACCUACCGCAAACUGUGUAGUCACAGGGUUUACUGGGGUCCAUGUGUGUUCAAUUCCUUGUACAUACAAAUGUCUUUUUUCAUUCCUUGUUUUCUGACCUACAUCUGAGUGGUCAAAUUGUACCCAUACAAUACCAGAUGGUUUGGUUUGUUGAUGUAACUGAACUAGUUUAACAACAUUUCCAGCACCAUUUGUCAUGCCAUCUUCGGUUCGUACAUUCAUGACAAGGUGUGUUCUUUCACCCUCAGCAAGACAAAGGGUUGAGGCUAACUGUUUUGUUUUUCUUGGAUCAUUGGGUAUUUGUCUUAGUAUUUUGUUUCUUAGCUCUGGAGAGAUAGCUCCAAUAACACUAUCUAGAGCAUUUGUUGUGAAUUUGUUUCCUGUGGCUGCAUUAUGGGCCCUUUGAUUAAAUUCAUCUACUUUAGCAUUCUGUAUAAAUAAGUGAGGUGCAUCUAUUGGGUUGUUGAUGUCUUCUUGUAUAGAUCUCUUUAAGUUUUGCAAUGUCAGCUACUGUGUGUUUACCUUUACGCAACCUAUUAAGUAAUUCCACAAACAAUUUGCUGUCUCUUUGACCCAUGAUUUCAUUAAGUUCAAACAUUUUAAAGUGUUUAUGCCAUAAACUGGGAGAAAGAACAGCAUAAAUCUACAUUUUUGAGGUCUUUGAAAAUAUAAGCAUCCAUAACAGAUUCUAAUUGGAAUAAGUCACCAAUAGCAAUUAUGCUCACACCUCCAAAAUCCUCUCUACAGCCUUUUAUAUCUUUAAGCCUAUUGUUUAGCUGUAUUGCAAAUUAACAUUACCAUUUCCUACCAUUGAGAUUUCAUCAACAAAAAUUAAUUGACUUCUCAAAGUGUUUAGUCUACUUGAAUCAAGCUGUUUGUAAUGUCUCAGUGAUUGAUUGGCAGGAAUGGCCAGAGUGCUAUGAAGAGUGUUACCCUUAAGCUUUACCAGUUGGAGCUAAUAGUAUAACUUUGAUCUGAUGAAAAUCAUCACCAGCUCUAGUGUUAUAAUAAUACUUAAGCACUGCCUGAUACAAAUCUUUUGUUAAAUGCGAUUUGCCAACACCAGCUCCUCCACUGAGGAAGCAGUAGAAAAAGGGUUUCUGAGGUUUUAAUCUGAUGUAAAAUGUGAUAAAAAUUCUUUUUGCUCUUUAUCGGGUGUCUGGACCAUUUGACGAAAAUCGAAAUCAGGUAAUUCAUUCAAUAUCAGUGGUUCAUUAUUCAGCGAUGUUGAUGGAAUGUUGAGAUCAUCAGAGAGGUCAUAGUUUUCACUUAAAUCAGGAUGUAAAUCUUCAUGAGAUCCAAUCCUUGAACGGAAUUGGUCAAUGGAGAUCCCCAUAUUUACUUGUGUGCUUGAGCGAGCAACAACAACAAUCCAACUAACUAGAAACUCAGUUUAUUAAAAUAGCUAACACUCUUGACAGUUCAAGGCAAACAAUAGUUUCUUUCAGUUUGUGACACUUUGAGACACUCGUGAGACAUUUUGAGACACUCGUGAGACACUUUGAGACACCCUGAGACUCUUUGAAGCGCAACCCGCACAAAUACAUUCAAGCCGACAAAUGUUGGCUUGCGAGAGUAAAAUGACUCCUUUCAAUCUGGCACAACCCGCACCGAAGGUCCAAGCCGAUAAAUGUUGGCUUGUGAAAACGUAAAAGCUCCUGUGCAACCUGCGCUGAACACAAGCCGCGUUUCAGCGUGUUGGCUUACGUGAAAAAAUCUUCUGUUAUAGACACCUGAAGAAAUAACGAAACAAACGCCAGGUGUACAAACGUAAUCGCCUUUCGUGAGAGCUUAAUCGUGAAGCUCCCACAACAAAAUUGAAAAGUUAAAGCACGCAAAGAACCCGUGAAAAUAUGAAAUGACUUAUCCUUACCUUGGAAACGAAAAUCCCCAAGAAACAAAUAUGAAAUUCCGAAUAAGUUCUCCAAAACCCAACGACUGAGAAGAGAAAUGGCCGCCGUACAAUACACUAUGAAAAAAUGCUGACUGGAAUCCAGUCUUCACGGCUCACUGAACGCAAAUAGAAACCACGUGACAAGCACUUCUCUCUCGUGGACAAAUAAAUAAAGAAAUAAAGAAAUAAAUUUCGCGGGCCUUGACUAAGUGUGGGAAAUCCCACACAAAAACAAAUCACGAUAUAGUUGCAAGUAUUUAUAAUUCCUGCGACACAAUAACCUAUUAAACAUUUACUAUCUCAUUCAUAUUGUAAUAAAACGCAAACAGAACAAAUUUUUAGGUAUUACCUGAAGAUUUACAAAUGAAAAAAAAAACACUACCAAAAGGCUGAUCAGUGCAGUUUAAGACUACGGAACUUAUCCGCGUCAACAAUGUCUUGUAUGUAAACAGCUUUCCAGCCAAUGCACAUGCACUAAAGCAUUUGCUAAGAGUCUAACAGCCGGUGAUUCUCGUCUUUGAUCUCUAUGUUACCUUAAACAUUAAUACAAUUCAAGAUAUACAUGUACUAGAAGUUCUGUUCUAACUUGAAUAUAUCUGUUGUGUGAUAAAGUCUAAACCAGAUAACAGAUCUUUGCUCUUCUUUGUCCGUCAUUAAUCCUCAAUUCCGGGGCUUUGAAGCAAUAUUCACGUCUUGAGGGAUCACACCUAACUCUACACGUCCCCGCGCCGCAAAUGUUUGGCCAACGAAAUGACUAACUAGUCGACAAAACUUAUAUUUGAUUGACGUCAGGAGGUUCAUCGUAAUCAAAUCGUAAUCUCACACACAAACACUGCCGGUAUUAACAGAGUCUACAGGGAUGAGAAAUUACUGGGAUUCGUCAAUCAAAGAACUCACCAUUCUCGCUCGUCUCUAUCAUGGCGGAAAUGCAUUUACAAUUCAUUACUUUUAGGGCAGCCGCACGUCAAAUCAAACAAUAGAAAUCAUGAGCCAAAUGUCAAUCACUGAAGCAAAGUAAGUGGCUAAUGAAGCAAGUUGGUCAUAACUAAAACAAUUAAGUCUUGGUUGAGAUUAAUUUUGCCUCUUGAUUUAUAACUACUGAGGCGCGUUGAGAUAACCGAACGAGAACAGUAGCAGAAAAAGUUUCCAUUCCACAACUGGUCUCCACUAACUCUUGUUCAGCGCCCUUCCCUGUGUGCGACGAUCUUAGUCUUGUGUCGGUUUUUCAGAUACUGAAAUAUGUCUACUGGUAAAUCACAUGGCAUAUGUUGUUCAAGUUAAUAACACCGUUGAACUUAAGUUUUUAGCCUCUCUAUCUUGCACUCUGUUAAUGUGUGAAAUUUCACUUUCAGAGGAAGAUAAAGAAUAAAACGAAAUAAUAGGACAUCGUUCAAGCCAAUCACAGGCUGAGUUCACCUUAAGGGGAUUCCCCUAAACGUUUAGACACAAUGCCAUUCGGGUCACGAUUCUCUCAUCACAGAGAGUCAGAGUAAUCCCCUUUCAGCGUUGAUUUUUUUAAAAUGAUUGUUAGCAUUUCAUUCACAUAUUAAUCAAUUUGUCUCCAAUCCCCCCUCCCCACCCAAGGAAAAAAAAAAGAACUUAAAGAAAACCAUUCUCUCCUACGAAAAAAAACAAUGCACGGUUAUGUAUGUCGUGACUAGGUAUAAAAACAGAAUACUCAAUAUAACUGAAACCGUUUAAACUCGGCGCGAAACGACUGAUCCAUUAAAAAUUUACUGGCUAAUUCACUUUUUAAAAAGCGUUGAUACAAAACACUUUUAGUUAUAACUUGAAGACUACAAAAAGGCUGGCUAGUGCAGCAAAAACUACGUAAAACGUGUUUGCGACUGCAACAUUUCAUAUGUAAACAACAUUAUUGGAGAGGAGAGCUAAUGCUCCCUCAAAACACAUCGUGAUUGUAAGCGGCUUUUUGUGAACAGUAUACUUACUGAAGAGAUCAGGUAUACUUAUUUGGCGGAACCGGAAGUCAAAGUGUCAAUCGGCAGAAUUCUCGUAUGGUGGAGUGUUACGAUAUCAAGUCAAAUACCUGGCUCGAUGCUCAUUCUAUGCCAUAUAAUGAUACAUAUUUCAAAGGAUGC
Molecule: messenger RNA, 28050 nt
Organism: Pocillopora meandrina
Lineage: Eukaryota; Metazoa; Cnidaria; Anthozoa; Scleractinia; Pocilloporidae
Source: the annotation of a GenBank genome assembly